GGUUGUCGCGGCUUCCGUUGCGGGCUUUCCUGUGGCUGUGACACAACCAGGCACAGGUCUGCCUUGCCAGGACUCCGUAUUCUGGGAAUCUGUACCUCUCCAGAAGUAGGAAGACAAAAUGACCACAUUCAAGGAGGUGGUGACGUUCAAGGAUGUGGCGGUGGUCUUCACCGAGGAGGAACUGGGGCUGCUGGACCCCUCCCAGAGGAAGCUGUACCGAGACGUGAUGCUAGAGAACUUCAGGAACCUGGUUUCUGUGGGGCAUCAACCAUCCAAACGAGACGGAGUCCACUUGGUAAGAGAAGAAAAGUUUUGGAUGAUGAAGUUAGCAACCCAAAGAAAAGGCAUUUCAGGAUACAAAGUCCAACAUGAGAUGGAGACUAUUGCUAAAGCAGAACCACAUGAAGAAUUUUCAUCCUGGCAAAUCUGGCAACAGAUUGCUAAAGACUUAGCCCGGUAUCAAGACUCCAUGAUAAAGAGUUCUCAAUUCUACAAACAACAUGAUUUCCCUGGCCAGGUUGGGGCAGGACUGCCUAUAACUCACUCAGGCCAGAAAACUUACCAGGGAAAUGGGUGUAAAAAAUUCUUCAGUGAUAUCUCCAACUGUGAUCUUCAACAGUUAAACACGGGAGAGAAGUCUCAUACAUGUCAUGAGUGUGGGAAAUGCUUCUUUUAUAGCUCAGCGCUUCGUAUUCAUCAGAGAGUUCACCUGGGAGAGAAGCAGUAUCGGUGUGAUGAAUGCGGUAAGGAAUUCAGUCAGAGCUCACAUCUGCAAACUCAUCAGAAAGUCCACACCAUAGGGAAGCCAUUCAAAUGUGAAGAAUGUGGGAAAGGCUUCAGUCGUAGAUCAGAACUUAGUAAUCAUUGCAGGUUACACUCAGGAGAGAAACUUUAUAAGUGUAAGGGAUGCGGGAAGGCCUUCAUUAAUGCUUGUCAUCUUCAGGACCAUCAGAGAAUCCACACUGGGGAGAAGCCAUUUAAGUGUGAUAUCUGUGGUAAGAGUUUUCGUCGUAGAUCGGCACUUAAUAGUCAUUGUGUAGUCCACACAGGAGAAAAACCAUACAGAUGUGAGGAUUGUGGGAAGUCCUAUACUUGGCGUUCACGUCUUCGUAUCCAUAAGAAAGUCCACAUGGGACAGAAGCCACACAAAUGUGAGGAAUGCGGAAAGAGCUUCUUUUCUAGAACACAUCUUUAUUACCACCGGAGGUUCCACACAGAGGAGAAACCCUAUCAUUGUAAAGAAUGUGGGAAGAGCUUCAGAUGGGUCUCCCCUCUUUUGACACAUCAGCGAGUCCACAGUGGAGAAAAACCAUUCAAAUGUGAAGAGUGUGGGAAGGGAUUUGGUCAGAAAUCAUGCCUGCAAGCUCAUCAGAAAGUCCACACCAGAGAAAAACCAUACAAAUGUGAGGAGUGUGGGAAGGGCUACAAGACAAGCUUGGAUCUUGAUGUGCACCAGAGUGUGCAUAUGGGAGAGAACCCAUAUACCUGUAGGGCAUGUGGUAAGCACUUCACUAGGACCUCAAAUCUUAAAGUUCAUCAGAGAGUCCACACUGGGGAGAAACCAUACAAAUGUAAUGUGUGUGGUAAGGUCUUCAGUCAAUCUGGACAUCUAAAGUCUCAUCAGAGAGUUCACACAGGGGAGAAACCUUACAAGUGUAAGAUAUGUGGUAAGCAGUUCAGUUCAAGUUCAUAUGUUAAAAUUCAUCACAGAAUCCAUGCUGGUGAUAAAUUUCAUCCAGUCUCAUAGGAAAACAGUAAAGUGAAUGUUUCAUCCAUAGCUGAAUAUAUCUCCGUGAUCUCAAGAUCACACAAAUGGUGCAAUGAGGGCUUUAGUUAAGGCCUUAGCAGUUGAAGUUAUCACUCAAGAAACAGGCUGUUGAAAUCAUCUUUCCUUAAUCACUUAACCAAACUCUAAUGGAUAUUAAAAUUGGUGUCUCUUGGAAUAUAAUCUUCAUAACAAGAAGUUUAUUUGCUGCUGAAUUUAUAUAAUAAACAUGGAGUAGCACUCUGUAUGUGCACUUGGUACUUGUUUGUUAAAUGAAUCAAAGGGAAGAGAGAGAAUUAGGGAUGAUGGCAGAGUAGGAGGACCCUAAGCUUGCCUCCUUUCAUAGAUACAGCUAGACAACACAUCAGUGUAAGUGACCCAGAAAUCGACCUGAAGCCUGGCAUAACAAACUCAUGAGCUAAAGGUAGAGAAGAGGCAAUAUCAAAGAAGGCAGGCAGGGCAAAGAUGCAGUUUGAGAGUGAAACAGAGUGUGUCCAUCUGUGGUUGGGACAGAGCCAGUGGUGGGGAGAAGGCAA
Lontra canadensis (Northern American river otter) is the source of this 2301-nucleotide messenger RNA. Its product is annotated as zinc finger protein-like. NCBI's taxonomy places the organism in Eukaryota, Metazoa, Chordata, Mammalia, Carnivora, Mustelidae. Gene Ontology annotation, cellular component: nucleus. The coding region runs from base 119 to 1747 and encodes 542 amino acids. The transcript has 5 exons. Gene Ontology annotation, molecular function: DNA-binding transcription factor activity, RNA polymerase II-specific; RNA polymerase II transcription regulatory region sequence-specific DNA binding. Gene Ontology annotation, biological process: regulation of transcription by RNA polymerase II. The record is from RefSeq and is a predicted model, not a curated record.